AUGGCUGAGUUAACUGCUGAGGAGAAGAAGCGGAUAUUGCGCGAGCGGCGCCAGGCCAAGAUGGGCCAAGGCAAAGCGCUGGAGCGGCUCAACCUGAUCUUGGGGCUGGGACUGCUGGUGAAAGCCGAUAAGGUCACCCUGGUGCUCGAUAAGCCCCAACCGCCGCAAGCCGAGGCGACCGGAGUCCACACGCCGCCCCAGCCGCCGCUGGCCCAGUUCACCAGCCCCAUUACCAGUACCACGCCCAAUAUCCUUAGCGGCGACGACGACCCCGAAGUGGUCGAUAUAUCCCGUUUUGACGGCGGGGCGCCCCCGCCAGAAAACCCCGACGAUAUGCUCCAGCAAUUGAUGCUGAGGGUCGCUGGUUAUAACGGCGAGAACGGCGGUGGCGACGAUAUGCUGAAGAUGUUUUCGGCAAUGAUGAAAGGAGAGAUGCCCGAUGUGGGCGGCAAUUUCCCGAACCAGCCGCUGCCGCUGGCGCUGCCGGAGGAGAUCGAGUACCAGGCCAAACUCGGCGCGUACCACGCCUACCAGGCGAAAAAGACCAAGUUUGUGUUUUUGAUCGUGCGGUAUAUCGCGGUGUUGGCCAAUUUCGGCUACCACUUCUACCACUACCGCUACGACGGUUUCUCUGCCGCCCAGACGGACCGGGUGCGCCACGAGUGGGACCACGCCGAUAUUCUGGGGUUUUUCCAGGUAUUUGUCGCGGUGGAGGUCGUGAUCAUGCUGGCGUGGUACGUGGUGCUGCGCAACCACCACCUUCGAGGCGAUUCUGGGAUCAUCAUGAAAGGGUUGAAUGCGGUGCUGAUGUUUGUGCCCCAAGUAGACCGGUACCGGCGCUAUAUUGCCCAAGCGAUGGGCUACUGGCUGGUGUUGGGGGUCUUCUUUGGUGACUUGUCGUUGGUGGUGGUGCUUUUCGGGUUGUUGUCGUGUGUCUAG
Diutina rugosa is the source of this 939-nucleotide messenger RNA. RefSeq names its product GET complex subunit. The coding region runs from base 1 to 939 and encodes 312 amino acids. Gene Ontology annotation, biological process: retrograde vesicle-mediated transport, Golgi to endoplasmic reticulum; protein insertion into ER membrane. The transcript has a single exon. The record is from RefSeq and is a predicted model, not a curated record. Lineage: Eukaryota; Fungi; Ascomycota; Pichiomycetes; Serinales; Debaryomycetaceae. Gene Ontology annotation, cellular component: GET complex.